This is a messenger RNA of Camponotus floridanus (Florida carpenter ant), 2241 nucleotides long. Its product is annotated as putative zinc metalloproteinase YIL108W. The coding region runs from base 655 to 1980 and encodes 441 amino acids. The transcript is spliced from 5 exons. The record is from RefSeq and is a predicted model, not a curated record. NCBI's taxonomy places the organism in Eukaryota, Metazoa, Arthropoda, Insecta, Hymenoptera, Formicidae.
UCCUGUUUCCUGUAAAAACGUCGCGGGGUAUCUCGGGGGAUAUUCCCGGGAUAUUCGGAUUUCGCUGAAAGUAGCCGUGAACGCGUUUGCUCUUGAAGAUUUUCGCUCGUUUUUUCAUCGAAGGAAAUUUUCUCGUAGAGUCUGAAAAAAGCGUGGAUUUUUUUUCGAAGUUAAUUAGUCGAAUUUUUCACAUUUACGUUCGCGUGUCGCGGAAGGAGGUCGCAUGACAGACAUGCUGCAGCUGCAGUGCGUCGUCUGCUGCUGUCAUCUGCUUUACUCGCGACUGGUUAGUCGCGUGUAACGGAAAUCUCUUGGGUGAAAAUGGAGAAAAGCUGGAUGGGCUGUUAGCAGAGCUGAAUCGUACUUGCGGACGCGACAUUAGCGGACAAUCACCGCCGUCAUCGUACUUUCACGGCAAACGGUAAUCCGGACGGUAUCACGAUAUGCAAUCUAGUGGAUGGCGAGACCUUGACUUACAGCUUAGCCUUGAUAAGAGGUCGAGCACCCGCGCUAUGCAGCUACAUUACUGUUCGGGGUUACAAAAAUGUGACUUCGGAGUGGCCGAUCGUCGCCGGACAAUUCCGCGUCCUGGUGGAUUUGGCACGUGGUCCAAACAAAUUAGAACUCGAGGCAGGCGGACAUAAAAGAAGAUUGAUGCUUGUAUACGAGCCGAGAACCACCAGGCUACGGGUAACACCGGUCUAUGUAAUUUGUGCAGGUCACGAUGGUUAUUUUCAGGGUCCACGUAACGAGGAUCGAUCACCUGAGAGCGCGGCAACGAGGAUAGGACUUGGUGCCAGGCUUCUUCAGACUUUGACAGCCGAAAAGCUCUUGGAAGCCGGUUACGGUAGAAAAACUUUCCAGCUAGAAAGAGAUUUAGACGGUCCGGAAUGCCUGGUAAUGCAUAGUAUGCUUCACGUGGAUCAGGCACGAGCAAUGAAACAAAGAGAACUUUGGGAGUUAAUCGCACGUGAGUUGAUGACCGGUCCCUUGGCGUCCAAGGAUCGCAAAUAUCUGGCGUUCCUAUCGUGUACGAGAUAUCGUGGCGCACCUAGUCCUCGAACGCACGAGGAUACUUUAGCGAGAACGCAAGGUCAUGCAGCUCUUGGUGGAGGUGGUUUAGCGCUCUUCGGUUCGGCAUGUCUUCAUACUUGGCCUACGCGUAUGGCUCAGAUAUUACCGAGGUUUCUGGACGCCACUAUCAUCGAUACCGAGCAACUCAUGGACGACAGCAAUUAUCGUGGUACGCACGGGGGCUGCUUGGCGACGACAUUAGGUUCCGUUCUACACGAGCUUGGUCACACUUUUGAUCUCGGUCAUACUCGAGAGGGAAUAAUGGGUCGAGGAUUCGACUACGUUGAUAGAGUUUUCGUAGGUGCGGCUGGAAUUGACUUCAAUCGUAAUCCCAUCAGAAGGGAUCCUCAACACACGACUGUCGCUCUUAGUAGACCUCUCAGCGUUACGGUAACCGUGCAAGAAUCUAUAUUAUCAAGUCCGCGAAGAGGUAGAUUGCUUUCCGAGACAUCUAGACCUACGCCGUCGCCUACUUCGAGGCAGUUGUCUGGAAGACUUUCAGCACCGGCUAGUCCCGAGCUUAACAGAUCUCUCUCUAAAAGUUUGAUCACUUCGGAGCCUCUAACACAGCCUGAUCGAACAUUCUGGGGUCCAUCAUGCGCGGCAUUACUUUCGUAUCAUCGCUGGUUUAACAGCGAAAUGGACAAUAUUUCCAAUAGACAUCAUCAUGAAAUAGAAUACGACGGAAAAAGGAACGUAGUGAGAUCACGAUAUGGAAUACGAGUAAUAGAACUUAGAGAGAGUUCGGGAGGGAUGGUUGUGAGUUCUCGUCAAUUUCCUGGCUCGCGACCACCUUUGGAGGCUUUAGUUCCAUCACCUCCACCCUACUGCCUCACCACUCUUACCCUAGUUGCCGAAGAUUCCACCGGGAAUGUGCUCAAACAUCCUCUUCCUACUGCCUUUUAAAGGUCAGCAGAAACAAUGAUGCGUAAUUUUACCUUCUAGUCUCCGGCGAGGAUCAUUACACACAGUCCAUAAGCAAUAUCGGCUUAAUAUAUACUGUAAAUUAUUCAAUGACAUUUUUGUUCCUUCUUUAGUUUAUAUAAAAAUUUAUAUUAGGAGCAUUUUAAUUAAAGAUAUAUAGAAACAAAUCUUUUCUCUGUUCUGAUAUCCCUUACACAUUAAUUAUAUAUAUUUGAUGAUAAAUCUACAUAGACAGAGAAAGAG